Molecule: messenger RNA, 1209 nt
Organism: Yarrowia lipolytica CLIB122
Lineage: Eukaryota; Fungi; Ascomycota; Dipodascomycetes; Dipodascales
Source: RefSeq, a predicted model, not a curated record
AUGGAGACGUCUCUACUGUCCGAUACCGAGCAGGAGGAGCGCGGCAAGCCACAGCUAUUGCCCGAAGAGGAGGACCUUCUCGCGUUUCUCCGCAUGGGAGGCGCAGCAGGUAAUACAAUCAACAGUGUCAUGCCUCAUCGCAGCAUUGAAGAGUGGUCUGCUUGGGUAGACCACAGAGGUAACAGCAGAAGGUCACAAAAGCUUCCCAGUCGCUUGAGAGAUUUAGAUCGAGUUGGAGAAUUCAUUGAUUCCAAAAUUGCCGUCAUUUCAAAGGCGUAUCCCAAAUGGUACCCUGAUGCUCCGAUGGAAAAGCCGGCCACUCCAGUCGAAAUCAACCAGUUUCCGAUUCUGACAGGUAUGGAUUUCGACAUUAUUAGAUGGUACUCGCUCCUUCCAGGUAAGAGAACCAGCACCAGGGAACUCGAUUAUGCCAUUGAUGACGUCAUGGCCCAACUGUGUGACAAUUACCCUCACAUGUCGAUGCCGUAUCUGGAGAAGUUUGCCAAAAACAGAUUUGAUCCGCAGUUCUAUAUGAAAGCAAGAGAAGCUGCUGCAUUUUUUGAGGAGUACGAGAGGCUGUACGAUGACUGGCUCGCUAAGGCGUUCCCGGAAUACUACGCUUCGGGUGUAAUGAGCCUGUACAAAUUUGUGGAGAAGCGGGUGGUGGACGCGGAAACGUGGAAGGUUAUCGAAAACAUCAUCAACAAGGGGGAAAACGGAAAACAGGUCAUGUACAAGCUGCUUGAUUACCUUCCUGCUAAACUAGUCCACGAAGCAUUCUACAGGUCUUCGGGACUUUCUCAACCAGCCCUGAAGUUCAUGAAAACCUACGGAGACGUGAGUGUCCCAAUUUCGGGUAUUUGGACGGAAACCCACGACCUUAAUCUCAUUGACAACGACCUCACUGUCAUUGGUAAGUUGCAUGGACCCACCAACAUUGCUGUUCGGAAGCGAUUCCUAGCAUCCAAGGUCCCACACGUCAAAAAGAGAAGCGACCUCAGUGAAGAGCCGCUUACGGUUGAGGUAACUGAUAACCUCAGCUUGUCAGGGCUGGUGGAUUGUCCCAGUCCACAGACUUUACGGCGUGUCAUGAAACAAGGAAGCCUGGAUCCAGAGGCUGUAGCCCAGAGUAAGAAGCUACUUGAGACCCUUCCAGACUCAGAGUUUGCCGAUACCGCCGACUUCAUUGAGUCAGUGUACGAAGAUUGA